Molecule: messenger RNA, 396 nt
Organism: Melitaea cinxia (Glanville fritillary)
Lineage: Eukaryota; Metazoa; Arthropoda; Insecta; Lepidoptera; Nymphalidae
Product: chorion class A protein Ld19-like
Exons: 2
Coding region: 1-396 (131 amino acids)
Biological process (GO): multicellular organism development; chorion-containing eggshell formation
Cellular component (GO): egg chorion
Molecular function (GO): structural constituent of egg chorion
Source: RefSeq, a predicted model, not a curated record
AUGUCUACCUUCGCCGUUCUUCUCUUCUGCGCCCAAGCUUGCUUGGUACAGAAUGUGUACAGCCAUUGCCAUCGUAGUCCAAUAGCACCCAUUGCUGCCUCUGCCUGUGGGUCGGAAGGUAGACUGACCUCUUCAACUUCACUGGGUUAUGGUGGUAUCGCUGCACCUCUUUCUCUUGCCUCUCCACUUGGAGCUUCUUCAGCUGCUGCCUACGGUGGUACUGGCGUUGGUGAAAUAGCCGUUGGUGGAGAGAUGGGUGUGAUUGGUACUACUCUGGUUGCUGGUCAAGUGCCUGUCCUCGGAGCUGUAGAAUUUGGAGGUCUCUUGCCAGCAACUGGUGGUGUCUCCAUCUCUGGUAGCUGCGGCUGUGGAUGCAACGGUGCUUAUGCCUUCUAA